Paramormyrops kingsleyae is the source of this 5086-nucleotide messenger RNA. It is a transcript of the gene nsd2, whose product is annotated as nuclear receptor binding SET domain protein 2. Gene Ontology annotation, cellular component: nucleus. NCBI's taxonomy places the organism in Eukaryota, Metazoa, Chordata, Actinopteri, Osteoglossiformes, Mormyridae. Gene Ontology annotation, molecular function: histone methyltransferase activity; protein binding. The record is from RefSeq and is a predicted model, not a curated record.
UUAAGAAUUCGGGUCGCCGCUUCAUAGGUUUUCCAGUCGAUAUACGUCCAGAUCUCUAAAACAAGAUUUUGAAGUCUGCGUGGACAUUGACGGAAAUACUAAAUGUGACCCGUUCUGCCUUCACAUCAUACGGAAAAGCGGGAAUGUUCUUGUACAGCCGUAUAAAGCCUGGGGUUUUUUUUGAAAAGGCCGGUUAAACUCUCCAGAGCUGCCAGCCAAUCGGAAGUGAGUAUUUUUCGCGCUGGUUGAGAGUAUAGAUCGCCGCGAGCCUUGAUUCGAGUUGUGCGUAAACCUUGCUUUCCGAAGACGUUCAUAAAGAUGCUCCUAACAGCAGAUUGAGCCUGGACGCGAGGGUCUUGGAUGGGAUGGAUGGCAAAGGCCGCUCGCUGCCUUUGAUGGCUGAGCCGCCGAAUCCGGUCAGUAUGAAGCAGGCACCGGAGACGCUGGGCGGCCGCAAAGGCCGCGCGGACAUGAACGGUGACCCUGCGCUGCUGAUGGACCAGGCGGCUGCUCAGCUCGCCGUCACCCUACAGGACGGCGUCCUCCAGAACAUGUCUGGGCACAGUCACACGCACGAGCGGCUGAAGGAUUUGACCUCGCGCGUUCUCAAUGGCAAGCAGGAAAAGCUGACCAAGUUGUGUGCCGCCGAGCCCACCAUCCUGAAAGUGGUGGAGGCCCCACCGCAGCACCCCAGUCCCCAGGGCAAAGGGGCCUCGGACAUCCAGAUCCACAUCACCAAGAUGGUGGCCAAGAGCGAGCCGCUCUUCGUGUCCUGUUUUGGCGAAGACGGCGAUCCACCCGCCCAAGCCGCACCCCCCAAUGGGGUUCCAUCCCUCCCCACCAAAGGGAAGCCAGGAAAGAGGAGAAAAGGAAAGAAGGUUCUGGUUCCUAGAGCUAACCCUCAGUUAGCUUCUCCCAUGGUUCCUUUGGAGACACCGAAGGAAGUGGAGGCUAAGGAUGGUACUGAAAUGGCAAAUGAUUCAAUGAGCGGAACACCAGGCAAGGUAUGUGAGCGGCGGGAGGUGCAUUUCUUUGUGGGAGAUGUGGUGUGGACAAAGGUAUCUGGAUACCCGUGGUGGCCCUGCAUGGUGACCACAGACCCGGUACUCAACCACCAUGUUAAGCAGAAGGCGACUAACAGCCGCAGAGGUCUGCUCUACCACGUGCAGUACUUUGGCGACACGCCAGAGCGGGGCUAUAUCUUCGAGAGGAGCAUGGUGACGUUUGGAGGCAAAGAGCAGUACCAGGAGCUGUGCCACAGCAGGACCAAGCAGUCGGCUACCCGGGUCAACCCUAAAAAGACACACCACUCCGUGCCCCUGAAGCUGAGGGCCCAGUGGAGUAUGGGAGUCUCACAGGCCACAGAGGCCAUUGGCAUGGCACUAGAGGAACGUAUAGCCAGCUUCACCUUUACCUACACUGGUGGGCAACCACAGCUUAACCCCCAUGUACUAAGAGACCUGCCCGCCACCCCCUGCAACGCCGCUCCGGCAAGGCAGCGACAGCAGGCUGUAUCUGCCCCCCAUGCGCCCAGCCAAGGAAAACGGCGUGCCCAGGUUUUGCCAGCAUCUUCUGAAGGUUCCAAAUUACUUGAACAAAAGCAGAGAAAUGGGCCCAGGUUCCGGGAGAGUGGCAGACCUGUACAGAAGAGAGCCCAGCUGGCUGCUGUUCCUGCCGCUGAAGGCGGCCUGCCGCCUCCGACUGAGCUCCCAGCUUCACCAGCUAAGAAAGAUGGUCGCUCCAGGAUCUGUCCCACUCCAGAGAAGAGGGGGACAAAGUCCCAUUUGAAAGGGACCAAGGGCUCUGCAGAAACGAAGAACCCCAGAAAGAGGACGCUGAGCCGGGCCGGGGAGAAGGCCGAGCAGCCCCGCAAACGGGCCAAGCUGGAUGGCCGCGUGUGGAAACGGAAGGGGGAACCCAGUCCCACAGUGAAGAAAAAGUUAGAAGUAAAGGCCACCAGUGUGAAGAAGAGGAGCCCGCGAGGCGCUGAGGCCGAUAUCUGUGCAACCCAGGAAAAACCCAAGCCUGCAAAAAAACGUCGACGGCAGCUAAAGGCGCAGUCAGCUGCAACACCACCCAGGAAGAAGUGCCUUCAACAUUCUCCUGAGCCAGAGGAGUCUUUGUGUGAGGAGCAGCCCGACUCCCCAGCUGCGAGCACCGACGACCUGCACGCUGCCAAAAGAGGGGAGCGAAAUGCCAAGAAGGAGUAUGUCUGCCAGGUCUGCGAGGGGGUUGGUGAGGAGCUGCUUCUGUGUGAAGGCCAGUGCUGUGGAGCUUUCCACUCGCGUUGUCUGGAUGCCCCCUCGCGGCCCCAGGCCAAAGUUCUCUGUCAGACAUGCCGCUCAGGCAUCCAGCAGUGCUUCUCCUGUAAGGGUACUGACGGCAGCAUCCAGCGCUGCGUGGUACAGCAGUGCGGCCGCUUCUACCACGAGGCCUGCGCCCGCCUGAACGCCCUCUCCGUCUUUAAGAACAAGGGCUUCCGCUGUCCCCUGCACGUCUGUCUCAGCUGCCACUUCAACAGCCGCUCCAAGGCCACCAAAGGUAAGAUGCUGCGCUGUGUGCGAUGUCCGGUCGCCUACCACGCCGGGGACCUCUGCAUGGCCGCAGGCAGUCGAGUGUUGUCUGCCAACGCCAUAAUCUGCACGAAUCACUUCAGCGCUAAGAAGGGCUACAGCCACCACUCUCACGUCAACGUCAGCUGGUGCUUCAUCUGCUCUAAAGGGGGCAGUCUGCUGUGCUGUGAAUCGUGCCCUGCGGCCUUCCACGCAGAUUGCCUCAAUAUUUCUAUGCCCGAUGGCACUUGGUACUGUAAUGACUGUAGGGCUGGCAAGAAGCCCAGAUACAAAGACAUCAUCUGGGUCAAGCUGGGAAACUACAGGUGGUGGCCUGCGGAAAUCCGUCACCCCCGCAGUGUUCCUACCAACAUCCAGAAGCUGCGGCACGAGAUCGGCGAGUUCCCCGUCUUCUUCUUCGGCUCUAAGGAUUACUUCUGGACCCACCAGGCUCGGGUGUUUCCUUAUAUGGAGGGCGAUCGUGGAAGCAAGUACCAGGGGAAUGGCAUCGGCAAGGUCUUUAAGAACGCCCUGAUGGACGCCGAGGCACGCUUUGUCGAGAUCAAGAGGGAACGGGAGGCCAAGGAGGCACAGGAAAAUGACAAAAAGCCCCCACCCUACAAGUACAUCAAGGUGAACAAACCCUGCGGCAGGGUACAGAUCUACACGGCAGACGUCUCGGAGAUCCCGAAGUGCAACUGCAAGCCCAGCGACGAGAAGCCGUGCGGCUUUGAGUCGGAGUGUCUGAACCGCAUGCUGCUGUAUGAGUGCCACCCACAGGUAUGCCCAGCUGGUGCCCGCUGCCACAACCAGGCCUUCACCAAGCGCCAGUACCCUGACACCAAAGUCAUCAAGACGGCUGGCAAGGGCUGGGGUCUGUUGGCCCUCAGGGACAUCAAGAAGGGAGAAUUUGUUAAUGAGUACGUAGGCGAGCUCAUUGAUGAAGAGGAGUGCCGAGCUAGGAUCCGAUACGCCCAGGAAAAUGACAUCACCCACUUCUACAUGCUGACCAUAGAUAAGGACCGUAUCAUUGACGCUGGGCCCAAAGGGAACUACUCGCGCUUUAUGAAUCACAGCUGCCAGCCCAACUGUGAAACACAGAAGUGGACAGUCAAUGGAGAUACACGAGUAGGCCUGUUCGCUAUCUGUGACAUCCCUGCAGGCACUGAACUGACCUUUAACUACAACUUGGACUGUCUGGGCAAUGAGAAGACGGUGUGUCGCUGUGGUGCCCCCAACUGCAGCGGUUUCCUAGGAGACAGGCCAAAGAAUUCCAAUGGUCUGACCUCUGAGGUCAAAGGAAAGAAGCCCAAGAAAAAGGUGAAGAAGCGUCGGGCGCGUUCCGAGGGGAAGAAGCAGUCUGAGGAUGAGUGUUUCCGCUGUGGCGAUGGUGGCCAGCUGGUGCUGUGUGACAAAAAGAGCUGCACCAAGGCCUACCACCUGUCCUGCCUGGACCGCACAAAGCGACCCUUCGGUCGGUGGGACUGUCCUUGGCAUCACUGUGACGUCUGUGGGAAGAACUCUGAGGCCUUCUGCCAGCUAUGCCCCAAUUCCUUCUGCAAGGACCACCAGGAGGGGGCGCUACGCCUGUGGGCGCCUACAGGACAGUGGUGCUGCCAGGAGCACGACGAGCUGGAGCUGCGACCUGCGGCAGACAGCAGAGAGGCUGAGCCUCCUUUCGCAGAUGGACACCGACUUCCUAAGAGCUCCCAGAAGGCUUAGGGGCAGACACAAUCACACACAAUGUAACCAGUAAGCAGCACUGCACAGCGAACUUCAUCAGGGAAGCCCUGUUUCUUUGAGUUUCAUUGAGCCGUCAGGACAGGUCCGUUUUUUUUAUUUGAUUUUUUAUUUUUUCAAAUUAACUUUUAAGUUUGCGUUUCAUGCAUCUGCACUGUUCGACACCUGUGGUAAGCACUAAAUGUUUACUACACAAUGUGGAACCAAGCUUGAUUUACACAGCAUUACAGUCAAACUUGAACAUUUUUACUUUCUCUUAAACAGAUUAUUUGACAUAGUACAGGUGUAUAAUAGACCAAAAGACCAAAAUUAUAAUAAGACUGGAAUAUUGUAGUUACGUCUUGCCGGCAGUUAAUUUGUUUUUAACACAGAAAGACACUAUUAGUAGCUCUUAACAGUCUUUAUGUAAUAGAGAUUUAGGUUGCAUUUAAUAGCCAAGUUUUUGUCUUGUUUGUAGCUCGUUUAAAUUUUCGGGAAUUGUGUAAAUUCCAACGGUAUGAAUCUUGUUUCAAGAGACUUUGAAGAGAAGUGUUUGAAUGCUUGUGACUGGGCUUACCUUGCAUUGAAGUGUGAGACUGAAGUAUGUCCUUUGUUCAAAAAAAACUUUACAGAUUCCUAGUAAACACUGUCCAAUGAAAACCAGCCUAAUGUUAGUUUCUGCUUGAAAAGUGCACUGUACAGCAGGUACUUAACGCAAAGGUUCUGAGUAACUAUACAUAUAGGCAUAUCUUUUAAGUUUAGUCAUAUGAUGCUGAAAUGUUUAUUUUAAUAAAAGUAUAAUUUGGAACAUGCUA